Messenger RNA from Leguminivora glycinivorella, 983 nucleotides. RefSeq lists its product as uncharacterized. NCBI's taxonomy places the organism in Eukaryota, Metazoa, Arthropoda, Insecta, Lepidoptera, Tortricidae. The transcript is spliced from 4 exons. The record is from RefSeq and is a predicted model, not a curated record. Bases 1 to 585 code for a protein of 194 amino acids.
AUGUUUCAGAUCGUGUGUGGCAUCGGCGGGAUAGUGGUGGGAGCGGUGGGCUGGCUGGAGGAGAGACAGCAAGUCGAACUCGGGCUCGGCGUACCGGCGGGGGGCAUCACGGUGCUGGCGGCAGCAACUUCAGUAUACUACAGUCGUGGCUUCGGCGGCUGGCCGUCGUCGCGGGCAGGGGCCCCGCGCACGUGGGGCGCCCCCUGGCGAGCGCUGGGCCCCUCGCCGUGCGCCGCCGUGCCUCUCACGCUGCUGUGGGCGACAGCUCUGACAGCUCACAUCGCCAUGCUGGCGUUUUGUAUCAGGUCGCUUUUGAAUAUUGGGUGCGGCAGCAGUACGUGCAUAGGAGUGGCGGGCGCGCAGCUAUCAGUGUCAGUAUCCACGCUGGCGGCUGCAGUCUUCAUGCUACAACUCGAUCUGCGGUACGACGCGACGCUAUCGCCGCCGCCGCGACAUUCCGACAUGCACUGCACUGCUGUGUCUAUGGUGCCGCUGACGUCGGUAGCAGUGCACAGCGGGAACAGCGGGGACGCGGAGGGCAGCCCACACGAGAAGACAAAGGAAGGUUCGCUGGAACCCACCUGAUGCAGUAGCGCCUAAAGCGCCACACAGGAACACAAAGCAUGUUCCCCAAUUAACAGGCCAAUUACAUCUUACACCUGAGUGUGGGCUAGCUAUAUGUAUAAUCUCAAAUGUUAAGCUUUCGAAUGGCCAUUCUAUACUGGUGAGCCUAAGCGGUAUACUCGCCCGCACUCGGAAGCUAUUGAAAGUAGCUGGACUUAAAGAUAUACCCUCGAUAUGCCUAUAAGCCCUAUACUAUAGUCAAUGUGAAGUCUGUGCUGUGGACUUCCCUGCGUAAACAAAGAUUUUGACUGAGACCAGGGGCGGCUCACUCCGCGAUCCUUUCGCCGCGUUACAAGUACAUGCCGGCGGCCGCGAGUUCGCGGCCCAUUCAGUGGCGACGACCUUCGCGCGGCGCAAUA